AUGUCAUACAUGCUUGAGCACCUCGACUCCUCACUUCCAGUAACAGCGAUUCAAGUGAUUGAUAGUUCUGAUGGCAGAUUUAUCCUAAGUGGCUAUGGGCCAUAUCUCCAACUAGUUGAUGAGGCCAGUGGUACUCGGCUGGAUCGGAUUCAAAUAUUUGAGAGAAACACCGUCCAUGGUAUUCAACUUGCCAGUUUGGCAUUUGCGAAAUCCGCUGUCAAUGUUACCAGCUUUCUCGUUUGGGGUGGUCAGUCCUUCCGACUAUUCAGGUUAAAUCUUGGAAGUUGCUCAUUUUCAGUUUCCAGCCCGGAGUGUGCAGCUCCUGACUGGAUCCUGAAUGCAAAUUUCUAUCGUCCAGAGGACAAUGAUCUAAACUCCUCCAUAGCAAAUAGAGCUUGUUUGAUAACUGCACAUAAUGUUCUCUUUGGGUUAGAAUGGGAAGAUGACUCUAUGACAUACCAGGCGGACAUUCGACUGCGCCAGAUUGGAACGGGGUUGAAGUCGGUCCUAUAUUCUGCUGAUGUUUCAUGGCUAUCACCGGAACAGAUUCUCGUCGCUGCAGGAACGGUGUUUGGGGAAAUAGUUGUUUGGUCAUCUCGCCUUCCUACUACGCAGAGAUAUGUUUGCUGGGAAAACUCCUCCGUUACUAUCCAUCAUCUCUUCACUGGACACGAUGGGUCAAUUUUUGGAGUGGAUAUAUCUCCCAAAAUCCGCUGGCUGGACAACCAGACUCGAAGGUUCCUGGCAAGUUGUAGCGACGACAGAACUAUACGGAUUUGGGAUAUUUCGGCCUGUUCUUCGCCUCUUGCAACCGAAAAAUAUGAAAGGGCAGCAGCAAGACCUGCAACUCGCUCUACCGGAUUUGGAAACAUUUUCCGUGAUGAUUUGGAUAUCGACCCGGAAGCCUGUAUUGCGAAAGCAUGGGGUCACACCUCUAGGAUUUGGAAGGCGAGCUUCGUGGAUAUGACUAUUUCACCGCAAGCAGCCUGUUUGGAACUCGUGUCUCUCGGCGAAGAUGCUUCCUGCCAAGUUUGGCGCUUGAGGUUGCAAUACGACUCGCAUGUUGAAGAACACCUUGUCUCAUAUAAACAUACAAUUCUUCAACAUAUGUCAACGCAUGCCUACCAUACUGGAAAGAAUAUUUGGUCCAUGGCAGUGCAUAAAUCACCGGACUCGACGACAGUGUACUCCGGAGGUGCAGACGGAAGUGUACACUCAUUCGUUAUUGGGACAAAUGAGGCGUCCUCUAAACAUCGGUCGCAAAUACGGACAUACGAUAUAUAUGAUCUUUCGCAACGUCUCCCUGUGUCCGUCGGCUCCAUGCCUGGUAAAGCACGGAGACAAAAAUCAGAUGACAGGUUGAAUCGAUAUGCAUUUGUUUCUGAAACUUGUAUUCUUGGGUUAUCUUCCCAUGGUAAGCUGAACGUGGGUCGCAUUUCAGGUCUGGAAAGUAUAGAGCCUCAACCGAUGGAUAAGACGCACUCCCCAACAAUCUCCUGGGAGAAUAUUGAGGUUCUGGAUUCACCCGGAUCUCAGUUUGCUAUGGCUAGCCAUCCAGAGCUAGGGAUUGGGAUGAUCGGUGAUGUGCAAGGUACUCUGUGGUGGUACAGAAAUGACACUAGGGGAAUCUUUACAUUGAUUCAGUUGGAAAAGAAGAUAACAGGCAUAUUUUUCGCAUCCUCACAGACCAAAUAUGAUAAUAACAUUGACCCUAUGUCUUCAAUCGCUGCGGUCACUACAUCUCUGGGAACACCGAGCACAAAUCUAUUUUUGAUCCCUGACAAAAAUUUUCCUGAGAACUUUACGAGGAUAUCCCUGGAUCUGCCUCCCACAUUCCUGACGACAAGCGCUGCUUUCAUUGGACACAAGUUUCUCUUAAUAUUAGGGGCUAAAACAGGGCAUCUAAGUGUUUUUGACCUGAAAAAUGCCAAAGACCCUACUCCCCGUGUUCCAGCGCUUACCGUUUUCAAUUUACAUGCAAGGGACACUGUAACGUCAGUCACUCCACUACCACAGCUUCAGCUCCAGGAGGAACGAAUUUUGACUACGGGAAGAGAUGGAUACUAUUGUAUCCACUCACUCGCUGGGACCGGGGAUUCGAAAUCUCCAUGGGCACUACAGACCAUUCAUAAAAUGGCUCCACCAUUUGGACCCUAUAUUGAAGGUGGUUACUUCGAUAAAGCCACAAACCAUUUGAUUCUCUUCGGAUUUAAAAGCACUGAGUUUACCGUAUGGAAUGAAUCAACCCAAACCGAGCGAGCAACUAUUGAAUGCGGUGGUGCUCAUCGAAUCUGGGCCUACAACCCAUAUCACGCUGGUGAUUCAAGCGAGGUUUUUGCAUGGACCAAAGCAUCUACCUUUAACUUGUUUAAAAAAACAUCCGUGCUACACCGUGCUGUGACGCUUGGCACCCAUGGGCGAGAGGUAAAAGUAGCGGCUAUUUCGGAGGCUCCUUUCGAAGACGGAGGCAAUAAACAUAGGAUUAUUGCUACGGGAGGUGAGGACACUUUAAUUCGCAUAUCCAUCUUCGAAGAAAUGACUUCUUCCAAGUCGCGGGCCAGUUUGACUUGCUUGCGAAGUUUGAAAAAGCACAAUGCGGGUAUCCAACACCUACAAUGGUCGCCAUGCGGAAAGUUUUUAUUCAGCAGUGCGGGAGCUGAAGAAUUCUAUAUCUGGAGACUUCGAUCUAUUCGCGGCUUCGGGAUGGGGGCCAUUUGUGAGGGAGAAUGUCCAAAGACAGCAGAAGAUUCCGACUUACGGAUCACAAGUUUUGAUGUUCUGCAGACCGCCACCCACGAUGAGACAGAAAAUUCGUUCCUGCUCUGCUUAGCAUAUUCUAACUCAACUGUCAAUAUUUUCCACUACGUCUCCGCCGCUUCCGGUGGUUCGUUUAUUCAUCUCAGCAAAGGCCGAUACAUGGCAAACUGCCUUACAGAGAUAUACUUCUCCAACUCGACUUUAGGGCUAUCAUUGAUUACUGCUUCCACAGACGGAUAUAUUGCCACAUGGGACACCUCCGAAAGCUUGAAUGAUAUAUAUUAUCUUUCUAACGACGGGUUAAGACAACCCCGAGGAACCAAGACGUCUGCAGAACCGCGGUCGAUAAACUGGCAACAUCGGUACUGCAUUCAUCAAAGCAGCGUCAAAGCCAUGGUGAUAUCUCCUUUAUCUAACGGAGAAUGCCUAAUUGUGACUGGCGGGGACGACAAUGCCAUUUCAGUUUCCCGCCUUAGAAUAGGCAAUGGUGCGAAUUCGGACCGUGCCAAAAAAUCAUUUUCUACAAUAUCACUACCCCAAGCACACGCGUCGGCUGUAACUGCUAUGUCUGUCCUGGAGAAGCCGGCCCGACUAGUAAGUAUGCGCCAGCAAGAUUAUGCCGUAUUUGAGUUGCUCAUCGCAUCGACUGGAAACGACCAGCGUCUUAAGCUCUGGUUAGUUGAAUUGGACUUUGCGAGAUCUGGCGAGGAUGGAAUUCGCGUAUCCCUGUUGCAAGAUGUGUACACUUCAGUAGCAGAUAUGUCGUCGAUGAGUAGCUUCAGAACGCAUAUUGGCAGGGGUGACAACAAUGAGCUGAGGACAUUGAAAAUUUGUUUACUUCUUUGCGGAGUCGGGGUAGAUUUGUGGUUCUUGAGGAUGGCAUGA
Messenger RNA from Histoplasma capsulatum G186AR, 3642 nucleotides. RefSeq lists its product as uncharacterized. The transcript has 3 exons. The record is from RefSeq and is a predicted model, not a curated record. Gene Ontology annotation, cellular component: cytoplasm. NCBI's taxonomy places the organism in Eukaryota, Fungi, Ascomycota, Eurotiomycetes, Onygenales, Ajellomycetaceae. Gene Ontology annotation, biological process: tRNA methylation. Bases 1 to 3642 code for a protein of 1213 amino acids. Gene Ontology annotation, molecular function: protein binding.